Molecule: messenger RNA, 10396 nt
Organism: Oenanthe melanoleuca
Lineage: Eukaryota; Metazoa; Chordata; Aves; Passeriformes; Muscicapidae
Gene: ONECUT1
Product: one cut homeobox 1
Exons: 2
Coding region: 433-1806 (457 amino acids)
Biological process (GO): regulation of transcription by RNA polymerase II
Cellular component (GO): nucleus
Molecular function (GO): DNA-binding transcription factor activity, RNA polymerase II-specific; RNA polymerase II cis-regulatory region sequence-specific DNA binding
Source: RefSeq, a predicted model, not a curated record
GCUGCAGCGCGGAGCGGGGUCGGAGCGCGGCGCGCACAGAGAGCAGAGCCAUGGCUGGGGAUGGCGAGGGACGCGGCCACACACCCGCCGCGGCCGCGGCUGCGGGGCCCGGCCUGAGGGAGCGGCGGCCCUAGGACCGGCCCGGCGGCGCCAGCCGGCAGCGGGAAAAAACAAAUAAAUACGUUGCCACAAAAUAAAAAUUAAAAGGAAAAAAAAAAAAAAGGAAAAAAAAAAAUAAAAACCAACCAACCAACCAACCAAAACCGGGAAAGCCAGCAGCCCGGCAACAGCAGCAGCAGCACCGCCACCACCAGCCCGCAGCGCUCGCCCGCCGCCGCCGGCCCGCGGGAGCAACCGGCCGCCGCCAAGAGCUCCGGGACGCCCCGCCGCCCACCAGAUAGAUGUGCGGUCCCGCCGCCCGCACGGCCGACGAUGAACGCGCAGCUGGCGAUGGAGAACAUCGGCGAUCUGCACGGGGUGAGCCAUGAGCCGGUGCCCGCCGGCGCCGACCUGAUGAGCGGCAGCCCCCACCACCGGAGCGCGGUGGCCCACCGCGGCAGCCACCUGCCGGCCCACCCGCGCUCCAUGGGCAUGGCGUCCAUCCUCGACGGCGGCGACUACCACCACCACCACCGGCCGCCCGAGCACGCGCUGACCGGCCCCCUGCACCCCACCAUGACCAUGGCCUGCGAGACACCCCCCGGCAUGAGCAUGAGCAGCACCUACACCACGUUAACCCCUCUGCAGCCUCUACCUCCCAUCUCGACGGUCUCGGACAAGUUCCCUCACCACCACCACCACCAUCACCACCAUCACCAUCCCCACCAGCGGAUACCGGGCAACGUGAGCGGCAGCUUCACGCUCAUGCGGGACGAGAGGGGUCUGGCGUCUAUGAACAAUCUCUACACCCCCUACCACAAGGAUGUUACCGGCAUGGGGCAGAGCCUCUCUCCGUUGUCUGGAUCGGGCCUGGGGAGCAUCCACAACUCCCAGCAAGGGCUGCCCCACUACGCUCACCCCAGUGCCACCAUGCCCGCCGAGAAAAUGCUCACCCCGAACGGAUUUGAAGCCCACCACCCUGCCAUGUUAGCCAGGCAUGGCGACCAACACCUCACCCCCACCUCCGCUGGCAUGGUGCCUAUCAACGGGAUCCCACACCACCCCCAUGCCCACUUGAAUGCCCAGAGCCACGGGCAGAUACUGGGCUCUGCCAGGGAGCAAAACCCUUCUGUAACUGGUUCGCAGGUCAACAGUGGAAGUAAUUCAGGGCAAAUGGAAGAAAUCAAUACCAAAGAAGUAGCUCAGAGGAUCACCACCGAGCUCAAGCGGUACAGCAUCCCCCAGGCUAUCUUCGCCCAGAGGGUGCUGUGCCGCUCUCAAGGGACGCUCUCAGACCUGCUGAGGAACCCCAAGCCUUGGAGCAAGCUCAAAUCCGGCCGGGAGACCUUCCGCAGAAUGUGGAAGUGGCUCCAGGAGCCGGAGUUUCAGCGGAUGUCUGCUCUGCGGCUUGCAGCGUGCAAGAGGAAAGAACAAGAGCACGGGAAGGACAGAGGGAAUACACCCAAAAAGCCUCGGCUGGUCUUCACCGAUGUCCAGCGUCGAACUCUACAUGCAAUAUUCAAGGAAAAUAAGCGUCCAUCCAAAGAGUUACAAAUCACCAUUUCCCAGCAGCUCGGGUUGGAGCUGAGCACCGUCAGCAACUUUUUCAUGAAUGCACGGAGGAGGAGUCUGGAUAAGUGGCAAGACGAGGGCAGCUCCAAUUCAGGCAACUCAUCUUCUUCAUCAAGCACUUGUACCAAAGCAUGAAGGAAUAACCACGAACUGAAACCUCGGUGGAAAAGCUUUAAAAAUAAAUAAAUAAAUAAAUAAAGACAGACCAGGACCUCGAAAUAGCAGGUUUAUACUUAAAACUAUUUGAAAAAAAAAUAAUAUUUAUAAGUCCAAAGAAACCAAAGACUUAUUUCACCUGCAUUAUGACUUUGUUCUAAGACACACACUUUAGUAGGAUGACGACUUGCAAAAAACAGAGAGGAAGAAGGAAGCGAAAUGGAGGGAAGGAAACGGGAAGCGAAGAGAAGAGGAGCAGACCACUGGUCUUACACCUUUGCCCAUCAUCAUCUUCACCGUACUUGGCUGUUUAGUGGUUUGGAGCAUAGUGGUUCCCUGUCAUUGAGCAGACAUCUCUUUGGAUACAGCUCUUCACGUCCACAGCAGUGCCAUGGAGGUGUUGGGUGUAUCUGCACGCCAGUGGGUAGGGACCUAGGGCUGGUCUCAGAGAGGGCUGUGCCCGGGCACAGCUGACAAAGCGUGGAGUCGUCUGAAUUCCUUGGAAUGGUAGUGUGAUUUUUGCUGUUUCACAGUUUGAGCUUGACUGGUGCAAUGCCUUGAAACAAGUUCAAACUAGGCAAAGAAAUUUUGAAUGGUACCUAAACCAGUGCAUUCUCUUUGUUUGUUAAGGAAUGUUCAGAUUUAAAAAAGGAAAACUAUUCCAUCCAUAAAAAAAAUCGACUAGCUACCAAAGAACACAUUUAAUAAUUAUAUUGCAGGUAUUUUAUUGCAAUGAUUUUAAUAUUCCAAAGCUAUUUUUACACAAAUACUAUGUAGAAUUAUAGGUAUAAACUAAUCUAACUGUAUAACACAUAAAACUUGUAACCAAGACUGUUAUUUGCAAUUAGUAAAACCACAUUAUUGUUUCUUUCUGCGGUUGGCAAGAAAGAAUGUCACCCGAGGAGAUCACAGCCCCUGGCAGAGCACAGGAGCUGAGAACGGGACCCUGCUCACGUUGAACUCAGUGAGCCCUUCCCUCACUGGCUUCAACGGGAGCACGAGGAGCCGCGCGCUGGAGCCGAGUGUGACACUGUGUGACACUGUGUGACAUGGUGUGACACUGUGUGACACUGUGUGACAUGGUGUGACACUGUGUGACACUGUGUGACACUGUGUGACAUGGUGUGACACUGUGUGUGACACUGUGUGACACUGUGUGACACUGUGUGACAUGGUAUGACACUGUGUGUGGCACUGUGUGACACUGUGUGACACUGUGUGUGUGACACGGUGUGACACUGAGUGUGUGACACUAUGUGUGACACGGUGUGGCACUGUGACAGUGUGGCACUGUGUGACACGGUGUGACAUGGUGUGGCACUGGGUGACACUCUGUGUGUGACACUGUGACACUCUGUGUGUGACACUGUGUGACACUGUGUGGCACUGUGGCACUGUGUGUGUGACACUGUGUGUGACACUGUGUGGCACUGUGUGGCACUGUGUGGCACGGUGUGGCACUGUGUGUGUGACACUAUGUGUGACACUCUGUAUGUGACACUGUGUGGCACUAUGUGACACGGUGUGACACGGUGUGGCACUGUGUGUGUGACACUGUGACACUCUGUAUGUGACACUGUGUGGCACUGUGUGGCACUGUGUGACACUGUGUGGCACUGUGUGUGUGACACUAUGUGUGACACUGUGUAGCACUGUGUGACACGGUGUGACACUGUGUGGCACUGUGUGUGUGUCACUCUGUGUGACACUCUGUGGCACUGUGUGUGUGACACUCUGUAUGUGACACCGUGUCACACUGUGUGGCACUGUGUGUGUGUCGCUCUGUGUGGCACUGUGUGACACUCUGUGUGACACUGUCACUCUGUGUGGCACUGUGUGACACUCUGUGUGACACUGUGUGACACUCUGUGUGGCACUCUGUGUGUCACUCUGUGUGACACUGUGUGACACUGUGUGGCACUGUGUGUGUCGCUCUGUGUGACACUGUGUGACACUCUGUGUGGCACUGUGUGUGUGACACUUUGUGUGACACUGUGUGACACUCUGUGUGGCACUCUGUGUGACACUGUGUGACACUGUGUGGCACUGUGUGACACUCUGUGUGGCACUGUGUGUGUGACACUCUGUGUGACACUGUGUGACACUGUGUGACACUCUGUGUGACACUGUGUGACACUCUGUGUGGCACUCUGUGUGGCACUCUGUGACACUCUGUGUGGCACUCUGUGUGUGUGUGGCACUCUGUGUGACACUGUGUGACACUCUGUGUGACACUGUGUGACACUCUGUGUGGCACUCUGUGUGUGUCACUCUGUGUGGCACUGUGUGUCACUCUGUGUGGCACUGUGUGACUGUGUGUGGCACUCUGUGGCACCGUCCCCAGGCCUGUCCCGCCCGUCCCGCUGGCUCAGCUCUGCGGUCCAGCCUGCCAGCAGCAGCCUGAGGCGCUCGGGAUGCAGAACCACCCUGACAGCAGCGAGCUUUUCUGCUGCCUGUGCACUUUGCCAGCGAAGGGACAGUGGCAGCUGUGGAGGCCCGUGGUCCUUUCCUGCUGGGAACAGUGGUGGGACACCAGUGAAUGCUCUGGGAGGAGCUCCAGGGUGCUUUGGGAAGGAGGAACUGUGAUCCCUCGGAAGAGCAGCAUCCCCAUCACACCGAGAUACAGCCCGAUUCUGUGGCUGUGUAUCUGUGUGCAGCAGGCUGAGCUCUUGUCCCAUACAUUCUUUCUUGCUCGUCUAUUAGUCAGGAUAAUGCAUGAAAUAGUUUCAAGUUUGUAGCUGAAAAGCUUUAAGUGCUUUGUUGCUAACAGACCCAUAGGAGAGAAAUCAUCCCAUUCCUACUCUGAUAAAAUUAAAGAGAAAAGCGUGCAACAUCUGCAUAUUAAAUUUUAAUGUAAGGAGAAAAUAGACUUUAGAGAACAUACAUGUGCCUGUUAGGUUUCUAACUGGUAUUUCAAAUUACUGUAGUAAUUAUGCUAGGUAUAUUAAAUUCCACAAUAACCAAAUAUGCAGGUAUAGGCCCAAUGCAAGGACUAGAAAUAGAUAAUCUUACUUUUUGUUUUUAAGGGAAAAAAAAAAAAAGAUAGAGGAAAAUUCAAGGUAAACUAGAAUCCAAACACUAUAAACAGUGGCAGGUACUGGUUUGGGGGAUGAAGCCCACUCAAAAUACCAGUGACACCAAAGUAGAGCAACUUUUGUAGCACCAGUUAUUUCCCAAGAGGACAGGGUCUACUCAAGGUUCAGGGUAUACAGUUUAUUUCCACCUAGUGUUUAAAAUACAGGUGAAAUAUCUCUUUAUUAAAAUAAAGUGAAAUAAACCCAAUAUUUUUGGCACUGAAUAUUUCUCUGUAUUUCAGUAUGUUAAACCCACUUUAAGGCUGACAAAGCAAUUAUCUAUGAAAAAGAAAUCUAAUCUGGACAUUUUUUGAGUCUAGCUUACCUUAAAUUUUAGCAAGCUUUCUUUUGAAGUGUCCCAUCCCCACAGAGACAUAAUUGACAUGGAAACACUGAUAAGCUCACACAUAAAUUACCUUAUGAAUGCAGUCUCAUUAGUGUAAGGUUAAUAUCAGACAGUGAUAACUAAUGGUUUAUUUUUUUUCCAGCAAAACACUGCUUUGUAACGUACCUAUAGUUUAGAGAAUAAAGCCUUAUUUAUUUAAAACUUGAGAAUUUAAAAAUGCAGGGAAAUUCAAAGUACAUUGCCGCAUUUUUAGUAUUUCCAUUGUAUUGUCUUUAUAGACUACUUGCUGAAACCAAAGAGAACUUUCAUACCAGCAUUAAAUUUGCACCCAAUAUGCAAUUUCAGGAUCUCUGAUACACACACAUGCAAGCCCCUAAAUAGGACUGUGUAUAUGUACAUGCACACACAUUUCUAUGGGGUGUAUGUAUGUAUGUAUACAUGUGCACACACGUGUCCACACACACUAAAACUGAUGCACAAGCUAUAGAUUUUAAGUGUUUUGGGUUUUUUACAUGUCUGUUUAAGUAGAUAUAAACCUUUUGGUUUUCUCUAAGCCAUUAGGAACAAACCACUCUUCCCAUAAGCAAUAUGCGCCUCAUACUCUGAAUAGGCAAAGAACACACUUGUCUUUAAUUUCCUUCAAAACAUGAAGCAAAUAACUCUGGAACUGCUCAGUCUACCUGGAAAGCUGUGUUACCUCUGAGCAGACUGCCCAGCCACGCUGACUGAAGCAUGGACAGCUUGCCUGGUGCUCCCUUGCUCUGACUGGUGCCAUUACCCACCAGGGCAUCCUUGAAGGGGAGUUUCUUCUAAUGCUGCAUUUAACAUUAGCCAGGAAACCUGUCUCUGUCUGUUCGUGUUAGUCUUUCAGUUCAUUUCAUUCCUGACAAAAUGAAAAUUGGUUUCAAAUUCGACAAGAGGAUCUAAAACUCUGCCAGGAAGGAUUAGGAGAGGGAGCAGAACCCGAAACAGUUUGGGAGCAUCAGGAGAUGGGGCUUCAGUCAAAGGUGACUCCAAGGGCAAGAGGGCAUUAGGAACAUGCAUCCAGCUAGCAGGCUGCAUCCAAACAUGACUGCAGUGACCACAGGGGGAGGCUGGCCGAGAGGUGAGCUGUCCACAUCCAUCCCCAUUGUAAAUGGCAUCAUUCGAUUUCUAGGAAAAAAAGAGCAAAACAAACCAAAAAAAAAAUUCUCCUUCAGACUGCCCCACAGCUCCCUUAGCCCUGUGGCUUUCCAGGGCUGCAGCCUCCUCUCCUUACUCAGGUAAAGCAAACCCCACCAGAGCCAGCCAGCCACGGUUCUCCUGCUUGGGAAGGUGCUCCUGCACACCCAGUGCAGGAGCAAAUCCCCAGGGCUGGGCUGGGCUGGGCUGGCUGAGAACAGCCCCAGGGCUGGGCUGAGAGCAGCCCCAGGGCUGGGCUGGGCUAGGCUGGCUGAGAGCAGCCCCAGGGCUGCCCUGGCACCGAUCCUCUCCUGGCAUUGCAGGAAAAGGCUGCAAAAGGUGGAGGUGGGCACUGCCCCAGGGGCUGCUGCUGCCCGGAGGGCUCGGAAACACUGCUGAGCUUAUACCAAAGAGUCUUAGGACACCUCUCCUCACCUGAGUUGUAAACAAGACAUUUUUACCCCAAGAAGCGUUCCUUCUUUCUACUACUCUUCCUCUUAUCCUCCUCCUCUUCCUCCUCCUUUGUACAUAGGGAUGAAAACUAUGCAUUUAGCAAACAAAGAGAAAGCACUUACCCUUUUCUAUCUCACUGCGUUUGGGUGCAUUCAAAGGCCCAGGGGCUAAUUUUGAGACUUUGCUUAGCCUCCUGGUUUAUUAUUGUGGUGUGGUUAGCUUUACAAUACAUUUGGUAACUAUUUGCUAAAGACAAAGAAGCAAAAGGUAAGGAAUAGCUACUUCCACGUGUUAAAAAAAAAAAAAAAAAAAAAAAAAGAAAAAAAAAAGAAAAAAAAGUGUGUAAAGAUCUACUAUUUAUAGUGUGAACCAAAGACGCUACCUCACUCGAUUUCCAUUGGUGAUUUUAAUCACAUUGAUGAUACCAAAGAAUACCAAAGAUUUUUCAUGCACGGCCUUGGUCUGGAAAGGGAACUCAUCCUCCUUCUUACCCCCAUCCCCUGACCCCCUUCCUCACCUUCACUCAGUGUGUAACCUUGUCUUCAUUCUUAGUGGUAAUGCUAAUAACCUUACAAAUACAUCUCUUGCUACAACUGCUACUACUGACGAUGAUAAGGAUAAUAAUAAUAAUAAUUAAUAAUAAUAAUAAAGCUCUUGGCAAACAUGUUGCAAACUUUGUAAACUCAUAGGACGAGUGCCUUGCUUGAACCAAAGUGUUAAACCGCUGUUGACCUCUUUAUCUCUCACCUUAUACUCUUUGAAUACCUCAGCCUGUUAGAAAGGCCACUAAUGAAAAAAAGGAAUAAUUCUUCACCGUGGUGCUUUUUGCCGUGCAACCAUGCAAUGAAACUUUCUUUGAUACCAAAGGAAAAUGUUUUUUUCCACUUUCUUGCUGACAAACCAAAGGUUCCCUCUUCUUUCCCCCAAAGAAGCUUGAGUCCCUCAGCCCAGACAGGCCGUGCAUCGCUUUUACCAAUUCCUCCAAAUACCUCAUAGUAAUAAAUCUUUAGGGUUAUGUUGUAUAGAGAGUCUAUGUGAUAAGGCAGAACUUACUAGUUUGAUAAUUGUUAAGGUUACUUAAAAAAAAGCUUUAUAAUUCUUAUUUAUUUUGUAGGGGUUGUUUUGUUUGUAUAUUCCUUUUAUAUUGUUUGGUUUGGGUUUGGGUUUCUUCUUUUUCUCCUUUUUUUUUGGCAGAACUUCUCUGUUAUACUCAAGGAAGAUCUUGUUCCUGGGAAUGUUUCAAAGUGGGUAAAGAUCGCUGUUUGCAAUGAAUGCAAGAAAGGGAAACGUGGCUUUGAUUACUUUUGUUUCAACUAGGAUGCUUUGUGUUUGCUAGUCGAUGUUCUUUUCACAGGGUAAAAAAAAAAAUAUUCUCUGCUGUGAUAAAUGGUUCCUAUUUUUUCUCUAUAAUGUGCUGUGACUUUUAAUUUAAUUACAUUUUGUAUACGCUUAUUUAAUCACUGCUUUAAUUUAUGACUAUGUAGUUUAAAAAAAAAAAAAAUUGUAUAUAGUAGAUUCAAAAAUGGCCAAAGCUUUAUGUUACAAUCUUUUCAUUCUUGAUGCUGAGAUGAACUGAAGGAGAGUGCUUCUCUUGACUGCAGGGUGUAUCUUCAGCCUUGUCUUGGCAUGCACUUCCACCCGUGUUACAAACACUGCCAGGUUACCCCCCAGGCCUCCCUUCCCCCCAACUUGUACAUGCCAAAAUGAGUGUUUCAAGGUAGUACUUUUGUCACUUAGAAAGCAGAAAGGCAUUAUUAGUGUGUUUUUCCUUUAAUUUAUUUGUCUUUUUCUAGAAAGAUUGCUUUUGUGGGUGAGACCCGCACAUCCAAAGAAUUUAAAAGUCGUUUAAUGUUUAAAAGCACUGGCAUUUGUGAGAGAUUUUGCUGAGUUUUUAUUUUCCUUCGCCAUUCGCACGGGUAGCGCAAGCGAGUAGCGGGCGCGGGCCUUGGGAGACAAGCGGACUUGAAUCUGGAAACCUUGCUCGAGGAAAGGCUUUUGUGGUGGGACAGCAGAGAGCUUGGGGCCACCCCCGGGCCACCAGCAGGCCACCAGCAGGCAGGGAUGGCACCCUUGGGGCACGGCUGGGCUCGGGGCCGCAGCUCCAGGGAGGACAAGGCAUUCAGAGCUGGAAAGCAAAAAAAAAAAAAAAAAAAAUAAGGAAGGGUAAUGACAAUGAUGCUUCUGCAAAGCUGAUGAUGGCAUCACGGCACAGAGAAUAGGAUGCCACUCACUUGUGUUAUAUUUUGCAUAAAGACUAGGUUCUGGUUCAGCGAAAUGUUGUGUCCUGACACGGUUUGUGGUGGCUGUAAAUAUUUCCUUUCCCGUGCAGUAGCUGAGCCCCAGGUGUACCUCGUUUUCCUUGAGGGGAUAGUGAAGGGGGUGAGGGAGGGAAGGACAAGGGCAGGGUCUGAGCUUUUGGUCAGAAGUUACACUUUCUAGGUACAUUUUUAUACUUGGAGUAUUGCAAUGGGGCAAUAAAGACCCUCUGAAAGGAAGGAUCAUUAAAUGAUCUGUUGGUGGGCAUUGGCUCAGCGUCUGCUUUCAAUACAGGGGCUAAUGCUGUGCAGUGAGCUUCACAUGUAGGGGGAGGCCAAGUGUGAGUCUGUGAUGAGCAUGAGCCAUGGAGCCCUGGACAAACCGUGCUUAGGGAGCCGCGCCCGCCUGUCCCGUUCCGCUAGUUUGGUUUUUCACGGAAUGUUCUGCAUUUCCUGCACUUCCUGCAUCGCCACCGAGGGGCCGCGCUCGUUCUGCAGCCCGAGCAGCGGGGAGCGCUCGGUGCAGCCUUGUCUGAGCCUUGCCCGGGGAGCUGCGAGCAGCCCCGCCACAGACAAUCACAGCUCCCAGCUCCGCAGGGCUAGGAAACCUUCCCAGAGCAAGCGGGAGUUCUUCCAGAGCAACGGAACAAAACAAAAAAACAAAAAAAACAAAAAAAACAAAAAAAAAAAAAAAAGAAAAAAAAGAAAAAAAAAGAAAAAAAAAGAAAUUUAAAAAAAAAAAAAAAAGAAAAAUAAUGAAUACGAAGCGAAGAUUUUGCUAAAGCCCUUUGCUGCCAUCUUUAGUUCGCCCAUUAGGAAGCAGCAGUAGUUUAUGCGUUGCAUCUGCAUUUCAGACUAAAUGAUUAUUGUACCUAAUUACGGUUGAUUGCUGAUAUUUCCUCACUCUCUCUCUUAGUCAAGCGCUUCUUCUGUAUUUUUGUGUGUAGCGAUGACAAGUGCAGUGCGCUAGGCAUUGCCCUGGGUUGGGUAUGAGUAUCUCCUGUACUGCGUUAAGGUUUCCUUAAGUUACUUUUUUUAAGCUUUGCUACUGUUCUCACUUUAUGCCGUGCAAUAUCAUCUGCUGUGUUUGCUAAGCAAAAAAAUUAAAAAAAAAAGAAAAAAAGAAAAAAAGAGAAAAAGUUAAAAAAAAGAAAAAAGCAAGUGAUGAUGUCAUCAUGCUUUUCAGUGUUACAAUGUUUCAGCGUUACAAUGUUUCAGCGUUUAUGUAGUCACAAAAAUGUAGUAAAUAAAAGGUUGGAUUUUCCAGCACUUUAAAUUUA